AAGUUCUACUUCUGAGACGUCAAACCGAAUACGAUACAGACGGUAGCAAUCAGUAUCAUUGUUUUCGGCUGAUAAGAGAAGAAAAAGCAAUUACCCAAGAACCGGUGAUUAAUCGCUGCUUCAAAUUCGCUACAAAACACAGAGGAGCGAAAUCCACCAAACUGUUCGGCCAGUGCAUUGAGAAGCUACGCCUCACCAUGGGUCAGCAAGUGUCCGCCUUGCCGCAGAAAAUCAUUCCAGCCGACACCGUGGAUUCGCUACAGUUCGAGAUCAAGAAACAGGCGCAGAUAUUUUCCGAAAUUGGCACCCUCAGCUACGAGGACUUCCAGAAGUGUCUCACCGAUCUGAACAGUUUGUCACGCAAAUGUCUGGACCCGAACGGGAAGCAGCUGGUGUUUGCGGUGAAAAAAGGCACCGACAGGAGCGUACUGUGGAAGGGUACGGUGCGGAUCGCUUGCGUUAAAGUCGAUCCCACCAGCAAACAGGUGGAGUGCUACAAGCUGCUCAAUCUGCGACAGUUCCUCCAAGUGUUCCGUACCUUUCAAACCGAUCUGCACGCGAUGGUCACUGUCGAGACGCAGCGCAUUCGGAGUCCCACCAGCAGUCCAACCCACUCGUCCAGCUCCACAACUGGUUCCUUCGAGCGGAACGACAGCAGUCCACAAACGCCAAAUCCGUUUGUUUUACCGCAACAUCCGACCGCGUCGAUUCUGUUGGAGCAAGUGAAUGCAAUUGCCAGCAACGGUUCCACCGUAUCAAGCAACGAGGAUCUGGAGGGCGGCGGCGGUGCCAUGGGAGGAGGCGCUCCCCUCGAAUGCAGCGAGUGCUGCAUUUGCAUGGAACGGAAGCCGGAGGUUUCGUUGCCCUGCGCACAUAGCUACUGUGCGCCUUGCAUCGAGCAGUGGAAUAUUCACCAGAAGAAGUGUCCCAUUUGUGACGAGGAGCUGACCAGCACCGAUGAUACGUGGGUCCUCUCGGAGAUGCCCGAGGCGGACGAAAUUAGCGAGGAGAUUUGCGCGACCCUGAUGAAGUUGUCUGUUGACGAUGUUAAGAAAUGAAUCGAAUAGGUUAGGAAGUUCUAUUGUGAUCUGUGUUUUUUAGAUGUUUAUCUUUGGACAAAUGGAAUGUGUUGCAAUCUACUCUCAGUGGGUACUUUGCUGGAGGCAGAUAAUGGUAAAAAGUGCCAGAUGUUAAGCGUUACUGUUUCAUGAAACUAAGGCAUUGGUUUCGAAAAUGAUUUUUUAUGCUUGGGGAGUUUAGGUCAUCAGCUAGACCAUACUUUGCGCAACCUUUGCUGUCAGCAGUUUAUCCUUAUUACUUGGAACCAAUACUCCACUGUACCGUUAAGAUAUUCAAGAAAAGUCCUGAAAUACGUGAAAAUAUAUUACCUCUCAUGAAACAUUCUGGGAAUGGUUUCCCUGAAAAAAAAUGUUCCUUUCAAAUAUAUUAUCACAUUCUUGAAUGCCUGUUUUUGCUUUCCUCGGCAGCUUGAAUGCUCCAACAUGCGGCCUGGCGGGCUUCUUUGGUUGGCCCAUCUAAUACUACAUUAUUCAAACAGUUUUGUAUGAGUAACAAAAAUGAAAACCAUAAGAAAUCGUUGGGCCCUAUUAUAGAAAUCGAGUCGAUGAGAAUUUUGCUCGUUUGUUCUAUUUUACCUAUUUUACUAUUAUACAUCGCAUUAAGCCGGGUUCAGACGGUGCGAGCAAGCAUACGAGUCGGUCUAGUCAGUUACUGCAGUGCAGCUACUCACACCGUGUGAACACAUCAUGCCAGUUAUUGUCAUGUGUGAUCCGGCGUGCGAGCUACUUCAAAGUUUUUUGAAUUUACUCGCACUCGCAU
Molecule: messenger RNA, 1839 nt
Organism: Toxorhynchites rutilus septentrionalis
Lineage: Eukaryota; Metazoa; Arthropoda; Insecta; Diptera; Culicidae
Product: RING finger protein 141-like
Exons: 1
Coding region: 198-1058 (286 amino acids)
Biological process (GO): protein autoubiquitination
Molecular function (GO): ubiquitin-protein transferase activity
Source: RefSeq, a predicted model, not a curated record